ACGUCAACAACACGUGUUUUUUAUGUUUAUAACCCAAUUUUAAAAAUUUUUUACUCCUUAAUUAUGUCUGUUGAAGAAAGUUGUGGUAAUUAUGAAUCGGAAGAAGAAAUAAAUCGCCUUUUUAACUUAAAAACAUCACACAUAUUUCACAAAGAAAUAGAUAAAAAGUGCUACAUAACCGAUAUAUCUGGAUCAAUAAUUAAUUCAAACGUUGCUGUUGCCCGUUCAGAUCAUGUUUUGGAACUAUAUGAUGUAUCAAAUAGCAAUAUUUAUUUAAUUAAAAGUUUUCAAACUGAUUAUGAUAUUGUUGAUGUUAAAAUAAGCCCUGAAAAUGAAAGAAUAUUUUAUGUAGGUACAAAUGAUUGUAAAAUAAGUGUUUGGGAUAGUAGAUUAAAAACAAGUGUAGUAAACAUUUUUAAUGAUACAACAGUGGAUAAUGAUGGUCCUUCAAAAAUAUUGAGCUGUUUUGAUAUAUCAUCAAAUAACUUAUUAUUAUCUGGUGGAACAGAAUUAGUUGCCACAGACGCUUACAUAUUAUUUUGGGAUAUAAGACAAUGCAAAUUAAUGGGUGCUUAUUGGGAAUCACACACAGAAGACAUCACACAAGUUCUUUUUAAUCCCAAUGAUAUGAAUCAAUUAAUAUCUGGUUCUAAUGAUGGUUUAAUAAACAUUUACGAUUUAUCACAAUCAUGUGAAGAUGAUGCAUUAAUAGAUUCAUUAAACACCAUGUUAUCCAUUUCUAAAUUAAAAUGGUAUAAAGAUAAAAACACGGAUUGUAUAUGUUGUAUAACACAAUCAGAAGAUUUGCAAUUUUGGAAAAUGGAUGAUGCAAAUCCUUAUAAAAGUUUUAAUAAAAGCGAUCUUCCCUUUAUAUUGAAGGGAAGCAAUAAGGAAGAAGAUUAUUUUUAUGUUGCCGAUGUUUUUCAAAAUCCUAAAAACGAUUGUAUCAAUGUUUUAAUUGGGCGAGAUAAUGAAGAAACAGAAAAUUUAGGAGGGUUUCGUUUUGCAAAGAAUGAACUUGUACCCACAUAUAAUUUUAUUGAAAAUAAACAAAUUGUGAGAUGUUCUUGGUUUAAUCAUAAUGGUAAUUUUUUGAUUACUGGUGGUGAAGCUGGCGCUUUAGAUCUUUGGAAUUUAGAAAAAGAUGAUUAUUCUAAUGGAUUUUCUUCAUUUAGGUAAUUAAUAAAGAUGGAGAAAUUAUAAAUUUUGAUUUUUUAUUUUGUUAUGGUUAAAUAAACUGAUUCAGUUGAACUUAUAAAUUGAGUUCAUGCAUAA
Molecule: messenger RNA, 1275 nt
Organism: Onthophagus taurus
Lineage: Eukaryota; Metazoa; Arthropoda; Insecta; Coleoptera; Scarabaeidae
Product: WD repeat-containing protein 89
Molecular function (GO): protein binding
Source: RefSeq, a predicted model, not a curated record